GUUGCCUAUCAACCAUACAUACACCGUCACCGGCCCGAUCCAUUACAGCCAUGCUAGGGCUUGUUGAGUGUCAGUGUCGUAGAUGAGACACUAACUGAAUGAUGGCCUAAUCCUCAGCAUUUUGUUUUUCCCAUAACUAUUAAACCUUCACGCGGAAAUCCUGAACUGGAAUCUUGAUAAUAUUACGGAUAUUUUGGGAUAUUACAGCAGUAGCUAACCGAGAGCUAUUUGGCUUUGACCACUCCGGCCAGGUGGAGUUUCAGGAUGCAGCAGUACUGAGGAUGCUGAUUGUAUUAGUUUUGCUCAUGAUGGCGGGGAGCAGUGAAACAGAGGGCUGCAUAGGCCAGAAGGAAUGCUCCAGCGCCAACAGCUCCAACAGCAACAACACCUCCAAGGACUACUGCUAUACGGCCCGGAUCCGCAGCACCGUGCUCCAGGGCCUGCCCUUCGGAGGAGUGCCCACCGUACUCGCGCUCGACUUCAUGUGCUUCUUGGUGCUGCUGUGUGUGUUCUCUGUCUUGAGGAAGGUGGCGUGGGAUUAUGGCCGUCUCGCAUUGGUCUCUGAUGCCGACAGUAGGCGGAAUCAGCACUAUCAACGUCUGGACGAGGAAUAUGUGGCCUCCGCCAUGCAGACGCCUGCUGACUCCCGAUACGAGCGUCUCACCUCUGUGUCCAGCUCGGUCGACUUUGACCAAAGGGACAACGGUUUCUGUUCCUGGCUAACAGCCAUCUUCAGGAUAAAAGAUGAUGAGAUCAGGGAGAAGUGUGGCGAGGAUGCCGUGCACUACCUCUCAUUCCAGAGGCACAUCAUUGGACUGUUGGUGGUGGUGGGCGUGCUCUCCGUGGGCAUUGUCCUGCCCGUCAACUUCUCAGGAGACCUAUUAGAAAAUAAUGCCUACAGUUUUGGGCGAACUACAAUAGCCAACUUAAAUUCAGAUAAUAACCUGCUAUGGCUACACACUACAUUUGCCUGCUUAUAUCUGUUACUGACUGUGUACAGCAUGAGGAGACACACAUCAAAGAUGCACUACAAAGAGGAUGACUUGGUGAAACGCACUUUAUUCAUUAACGGGAUCGCCAAAUAUGCAGAAGAGAGUGAAAUAAAGCAGCAUUUUGAGAAAGCAUAUGAAAACUGCAUUGUUCUGGAUGCUCGCAUUUGUUACGAUGUUGCCAAGCUUAUGUCUCUGGAGUCUGAAAGGAAAAAGGCAGAACGCAGCAAAAAGUUCUACACGGACCUGAUGUCCAAGGAGCACAUCCCCACUAUGAUUAACCCCAAACCCUGCGGACACCUCUGCUGCUGCAUCAUCAAUGGCUGCGAGCAGGAAGAGGCUGUCCACUACUACACUAAGCUUGAGGCCAAACUAAAGGAAGAAUACAGAAAAGAACGUGAGAAAGUUAACACUAAACCUCUGGGAAUGGCUUUUGUUACCUUCCAGAAUGAAGCCAUGACAUCCCUCAUCCUGAAAGAUUUUAAUGCGUGUCAGUGUCACGGCUGUCACUGUCGACGAGAGCCGAAGUCCUCCCCCUUCAGCAACGGCCUCAGCACAUUCAACUGGACGGUCACAUAUGCUCCAGAUCCACAGAAUGUUUACUGGGAGCAUUUGUCCAUUGGUGGCCUCAACUGGUGGCUCCGCUGCCUUGUCAUCAACUGCUUUCUCUUCAUCUUGCUCUUCUUCCUCACCACCCCUGCCAUUAUCAUCACCACCAUGGACAAGUUCAACGUCACCAAACCCGUGGAGUACCUGAACAACCCCAUCAUCACUCAGUUCUUCCCCACCCUGCUGUUGUGGUGCUUCUCAGCCCUCCUCCCCACCAUCGUCUACUACUCUGCCUUCUUUGAGGCCCACUGGACACGAUCUGGAGAGAACAGAACCACCAUGCACAAAUGCUACACCUUCCUCAUCUUUAUGGUUCUGCUGCUGCCAUCUCUAGGCCUGAGCAGUUUGGAUGUUUUCUUCCGCUGGCUCUUUGACAAGACAUUUCUUGACCAGGCAAAAGUCAGAUUCGAGUGUGUCUUCCUUCCAGAUAAUGGAGCUUUCUUUGUGAACUAUGUUAUCGCGUCUGCUUUCAUUGGUAACGCCAUGGACCUGUUACGCAUUCCUUAUUUUCUCAUGUACAUGAUCCGACUGUGUCUGGCACGUUCAGCUGCCGAGAGGCGCAACGUAAAGAAGCAUCAAGCUUAUGAGUUCCAGUUUGGAGCUGCUUAUGCCUGGAUGAUGAACGUCUUCACUGUGGUCAUGACCUACAGCAUCACCUGUCCAAUUAUUGUACCAUUUGGCUUGAUGUACAUGCUACUGAAGCACCUGGUGGACAGGUAUAACAUGUAUUAUGCCUACCUGCCCUCCAAACUGGAUAAGAAAAUCCACUCUGGAGCUGUCAACCAAGUGGUGGCAGCACCCAUCCUCUGCCUCUUCUGGCUUCUCUUCUUCUCUACUGUCCGUACAGGUUUUAAAGCUCCAACAUCAAUGUUUACUUUUGUGGUUCUGAUCAUCACCAUCAUCAUCUGCCUCUCCCAUGUCGUCUUCGGUCAUUUCAAAUACCUCAGUGCGCACAAUUAUAAGGUUGACAUGGACGGUGUGGACAAUGGACAACCACCAGGUUCAUCCCCACCUGUCAAGUCUAUGCAGACGUACGUCGCCCAAGUGCUACAGGACGAGAAGGGCAGUGGCGAGGACGAGGGCCAGGGGUCCUCACAAGAUGAGGAAGUGGUGACCGAGGGUGAUUUCCAGUCAGGAGAGGACAGCCUUAUUGAGAACGAGGUGCAUCAGUGACCCAUGCUAGGGCCACACCAUGUGCUGAACUUAAGAGAAACUAGCAGGAGAUCCACUACACCUCACUACACUUACUCUGUGUGCGUGUGUGUGUGUGUGCGCGUGCGUGUGUGUGUGAAUCCAUCAUGGCUGACAGCUAAAACACUCCUUUAUCAUUGAGGCUUGGAGACAGGAUGGCCAAUUGUCAAGAAUCUGAAGUGGCUUGUGAUUGUCCUCCAACUAUAAGAAACUGGUUCAUCAUAGUUUCAUAGUUCAUUGUUUGCCCUGUUCGUACAGCAUUUGGUCAAUAGUAGCAAGUUUCUCGCCCUUACAAGCGAACGUCUAGUAAAUAAUACCAAAAAUAGUAAUGAUCACUCAUAAUUUGCCAUUUAAAAUUUUAAUUUACCUAUGUUAUGAUGAAUUGAAACCGCUAUAGUGCCAUCUCAGGUGGGCAGUAAAAUCGCAUAUCAGGGCGGAUAUCACCUCCAAAUCUUUUGCAUAAAGAAAGUAUCAGAAGAUUUCUUAGAUAGAAAUACAUAGGGUUACAUUGGGUAAUAGUCGAUUUAUACAGUUAAAAACAAAAAUAGAUGUACAAUUUCUAUCUGUUUACCAUCUUUCAGUGAUUUCAGUGACAAUAUUGUGAGAAAUCACAUGUAUUAGAAAUGCUUGUGGAAUAAACAUCCAUCCGAAUGACAGACUGUUGAGCUGAGGUUUUGAGUUUGGCAAGGGAACCUUUAAAAACCAAAUCUUGUUCUUUUCUUGGCUGAUAUGGCACUAUAGCACAAUAUGCAGAUUAAUUAAUGCAACUUUCCAUUGUUCUCUAACAAGUGAAUGUAUUUAACAUAAAGGCCAUUACUAAUGGAAAACUCACUCCAGCCUGCUGAAUAAACGUAUUAUGAGGAAAACAGCCGCCGAACACUUAAUUGUCUCAACUGGAAAAGCCACUUUCAGACUGUCCUACAGACUCGAAGGCAAUUCGCCAUCCCUGUAACUUUUCAAGGUCAAAGUCAAACGCAUAUCCCACCGUCUUCUGCGCAUCUAAUGUGUCAAGAGUUUAGACAUAAUCCUUCGCAUUACUAAUCCAUACUUGCGCUAGUAUGCGUGAUACGACACUGCUUUCUGAAUGAAUCAGGCACCAAAUGGACCAACUUUGUGUUGCUCUACUGUGGAAUGUUCUGUCCAUGACUGAUACCGUAGCAAACUGAACUUAAACGCACAGCAGAUUCCCUAUGUUGACCUUAAGGUGGGAUUUUUCUUUUUAUUAUGCAUGGGUAUGAUGGUUUCAUCAGUUUUUUUUUUUUUUUUUUGGCGCUAACAAGUGAUAAUGUAGACAUUAACCAUUAAACAUCAAACAUAUAUUACUACUUAUAAAUUACUGUGCAUUGGAAACAUACCCAGAAUCUUUGAACAUCCUUAAAAUUGGGUAAUAUAUGAUGAUAGCAAGAUCUCAUUGGGUCAUAUAAGCAUAUGUGUCUUUAAUAUGGCCUUCUUUAUUGCUAUUGUGGUGUGUUCCUUUGCAUUUUUUACAAGAGAACUGGAAAUAAUAGAAUCCGUGCUUUGGUUCUUCUUACCUGUGUGCAUUCACUGACACUUGCAGUUCUGAGAUCAUUUGAUUGGGUUUAUGCAUCAUUUAGUGGUUGAAGCCUGAAAAAAAGAAUAAAAAAUUUAGUACAAUUACCACUAUUUAUUGACCACUGAUUUUAUUUUUUUUUGACAACUACACUCUUUAUAUCUGUUUGUCGCCAUGUUCGGACAUUUAUGCUACUUUGUCCAUUAUAUACAAAUUGCAUUUUUGCUCUCUGUGCAAGUCAGAACUGGAAACAUAACAUUUUUUUGGAGCAGACAAAGGCUGUGCCCGAGUACUUGCUUUAACAUCAUUUUAUUUUCUUUGUCCAGCCCCUAAUUUUGUUAAUCGUUCCUGCUGGUGGACCUAAAUAGUUCUCAUUGUGUCAUUUGUUUACAGGAAUAGCAAUGCAGUGUUUGAACUGUCAUCUUCUGCAACAAAUGUUGACUUGAAACAGUCACCAGGUGUAAGCUUGUGAAUUAGAACAUUAGGAAGCUAAUCAGUGAUAUUUUUAGUAGGGAUGCACCGAUACCAAGCUCGUGUACUUGUACUCGUAAAAAUACCCCCGAUACCGAAGACCGAUACCUCACGUGACAUAACUGACAGAAUUUUCCAUGCACAGUGUGGAAAUACUUUAAAAUUAAUGACAACCCACACAUUGCGAACUGCAUGCUGAAUGACACAGACCAGAAGCGCUCUCUCUCUCUUGCGCGUGAUCCCAGUACUCUCAGACAGCGCGCGAUCAGUUCUCCUUGCGCCUGAAUGGUCAAAUGCACAAAUGUCUAUAGUUGUCAAUGUCCAUCGUGUUAAGUAUUUCACGUAAAUACAGUCGGUUAUGGCUUAAGUGGAUGUAAACACUGGGUGAAAACAGGAUGUGUGUCAGUAUUACAUCCAUGGAUUCGCUCUUAAAAUGACAGUAGCCUAAUUAAAUAUUUGUCUGUUAAUAAAACAACAAAAGAUGUUAAAUUAAUAUAAAUAUAAAUAUAGGCAUCGGUAUCGGCGAGUACCAGGAAAAAAAUAUCGGUACUCAUACUCAGUCCUUAAAAAAUGGUAUCGCUGCAUCCCUAAUUUUUAGUUAAUUUAUGUAUAUAAUCACACUAAUCUACCAAUCACUGAGGAGCUAUGUAACUUUUAAAUGCAAAUAACACUGUAGGCUAUGCACUUCAUGUGAAAUACUGUAUGUAACAUUAUCAUGGUGUAUGUAACAAUUUCAAGCCAUUUUGUUUUUCUCAUUGAUCUUGUUUGGACAACAUUGAGUAACUCUGUACGUCUGACGCUCUUGCUGCUUAGAUACUGUAGGUGAUGUCCGUAUGACUGCAUCCCGGAUCUGUUUAAGGAAAAACACUGUUCUGAAGCAUGAUGCGGUGGCAAUAAUUUAUUUAUGCAUCUUUAUGACUUUUCCUGUUUGUUACAGAUGUUGUCCACAGUAUUUAUUUCAUUUGUCUAUUAUUUUAUUCCAUCUUUUGAAUUAACUGGCUGUUGACCUGGAAUGAAGAGGUUAAAUCACUGUAAUAUUUUUGUAAAUAGAAGCAUUGCGCUGCUCUCGGAACUUAACUGUAUUAACAUUUGUACAGCUUAGUCAGCGAAAACGUGUACAGUCAACCAUGAAUUGUUUGCUUUUGUCCAUUCAGAUUUCCCCUAAGAUCGUACUAUGCUUGCGAUUUGCUGUUUUUAAUAGUUUUGUAUCUCAACCUCCCCUCAAAUGAUCUUUUGUACAGUGUCAUCUCCAAACUCUUACAUGUCUUUGAACAAUAAAAUAGACAUUUACUGACAAAACCAUAUAAA
This is a messenger RNA of Ctenopharyngodon idella (grass carp), 6099 nucleotides long. It is a transcript of the gene tmem63ba, whose product is annotated as transmembrane protein 63Ba. Gene Ontology annotation, cellular component: plasma membrane. Gene Ontology annotation, molecular function: calcium-activated cation channel activity; nucleic acid binding. The record is from RefSeq and is a predicted model, not a curated record. The coding region runs from base 282 to 2771 and encodes 829 amino acids. The transcript has 24 exons. NCBI's taxonomy places the organism in Eukaryota, Metazoa, Chordata, Actinopteri, Cypriniformes, Xenocyprididae.